Molecule: messenger RNA, 3121 nt
Organism: Leopardus geoffroyi (Geoffroy's cat)
Lineage: Eukaryota; Metazoa; Chordata; Mammalia; Carnivora; Felidae
Gene: SLC46A3
Product: solute carrier family 46 member 3
Exons: 6
Coding region: 595-1980 (461 amino acids)
Biological process (GO): vacuolar transmembrane transport
Cellular component (GO): lysosomal membrane
Molecular function (GO): transmembrane transporter activity
Source: RefSeq, a predicted model, not a curated record
GGACAGCCACGCCGGCAGCGACCCCGGCAGCUAGCGGCCCCGCCCUCUCGGCCGGCUGCGGGCUCCGCGGGCGGGGGCUAAGCCGCUGUCUGGAGCCGACCGGCAGCGGGCCCGCAGACCCACCCACCGACCCGCGGACAGGCUGCCGACCGCGCAGGGAGCAGCCGCCCGUGUUCCCUGGGGCAGAGUCCGCAGGGCCACCGAGGAGCGGAGCGGGGGCUGCGCAGUGACCUGUCGCCGUCGUCACUCUGGACGCCGGAGUGCGCUCGGUUGGUUUGCUUUAAAACGAGAGCUUGAGUUUCCCCGACAGGUGCAUUUGGUCGAAUUCAACGGAAAUUCCCCUCCCCGUCCCCGCGCGGCGGCCGGCGCAGACCCGGCCCCCGACCCAGGCGGCGGUCAGUGUCCCCGGCGCGUCCCGGGCCGCCCCAGCCUCGGGAGCACUUGCUGCUCGGCAGGCGCCCGGAGAGCGCAGGGCACCCCCUCCCCCCCAAAGAAGACAGCCCCCGGGGAUUCCGGCCCCGAAAAUGAUCAGACCUGCGCGUAGCCUGGCAGGAAGACUGUAACCGUGGGAAUUCAACUACCUACCCAGGCAAUAUGAAGAUUUUCUUUGUGGAACCUGCCAUUUGCCUGAGUGCAUUUGCUAUGACUUUGACUGCCCCACUGACAACACAGUAUGUGUAUAGGAGAAUAUGGGAAGAAACCAGCAACUACAGUUUUGUGUCGGAUAGCAAUAUUUCUGAGUGUGGAAAAAAUACAAGCAGCCCAAUUUUUGCAUUCCAGGAGGAAGUUCAGAAGAAGGUGUCUCUCUUUAAUCUGCAGAUGGACAUAAGUGGGCUAAUUCCCGGUCUAGUGUCUACGUUCAUACUUCUGUCUCAUAGUGAUCAUCGAGGACGGAAAUUCCCUUUGAUUUUGUCUUCCGCUGGUGCCCUUGCAACCAGUGUUUGGCUCUGUGUGCUCUCCUACUUUGCUUUUCCAGUCCAGCUUCUGAUUGCAUCUACCUUUAUCGGUGCACUCUGUGGCAAUUCUACCACAUUUUUAGGGGCCUGUUUUGCCUACGUAGUUGAUCAAUGUGUAGAACAGAAACAAAGAACAAUUCGAAUAGCUAUAAUUGACUUCAUACUUGGACUUGUCACUGGAUUAACGGGACUGUCUUCUGGCUAUUUUAUCAGAGAACUAGGUUUUGUGUGGUCCUUUUUCAUUAUUAGUAUGGCUCUUGCUGUUAACUUGAUUUAUAUUUUAUUUUUUCUUGGCGAUUCAUUGAAAGAAUCUUCAUCUCCGAAUGUUGCCAUAUCAUGUAGUGAAGGCUUUAAAAACCUAUUUUACCGAACUUACAUGCUUUUUAAAAAUGCUUCUGGUAAGCGACGGUAUUUUCUCUGUUUGUUACUUUUUACAAUGAUCACUUAUUUUUUCGUGACAAUUGGCAUUUCCCCCAUUUUUAUCCUUUAUGAAUUGGAUUCCCCACUCUGCUGGAAUGAAGUCUUUAUAGGUUAUGGAUCGGCUCUGGGUAGCACUACCUUUUUCAGUAGUUUCCUAGGAAUAUGGCUUUUUUCUUACUGUAUGGAAGACAUUCACAUGGCCUUCAUUGGAAUCUUUACCACCAUGGCAGGAAUGGUUAUGACUGCUUUUGCCAGAACAAUAUUAAUGAUGUUUUUAGUCAGGUUGCCAUUCCUUUUCACGAUCGUGCCGCUCUCUGUUCUACGGUCCAUGAUGUCAAAAGUGGUUCGUUCUACUGAACAAGGUACCCUGUUUGCUUGCACUGCCUUCUUGGAAACGCUUGGUGGUGUCACUGCAGUUUCUACUUUUAAUGGAAUUUAUUCAGCCACUGUCGCCUGGUACCCAGGCUUCACCUUUCUGCUGUCUGCCGUUCUGUUACUAAUUCCAGCCAUCAGUCUAUGCAUCGUCAAGUGCGCCAGCUGGAACGAGGGAAGCUAUGUACUUCUUACACAAGAGGAACCCAGUGAAGACACUUCAGACAGCUGAUCGUGAUUUAAAAAAAAUAAUUGGACACACACAUUAUAUACUCGGACUUCCGAGGACUGUAAACUAGCUCCAUAAUCAAUAGUUCAUAAAUAAUCAAUGCUACAUGCCCUUUCUUCUCAACUGAACAGUGAGAGAAAAGGCUCCUGGCUCUAGCUUCUUACAGUACCAUGCACUUUGAGCACUUUAUGAAUAUUCUGCGAUGGAUUCCCAUAGAUAGAACAAAUCUCAAAACACUUCCCAUUUCUGGAUUUGGGAAAGAAACGGAAACUUCACAGUCUAAAGGGAUUAAGAAACUUAACACAAUCAAAAGCAAUAAUCUCCCUGACAUACUCCAGCCUCUCACCCUGGGACCAAGGAGAACUUUUUACCUCAGUUUCUUCAUCUGCAAAAUGGGUUUCUGACCUCUCAAAGAUUUUGAAGGCAUCACUGUUCAAAAUUAUGACGAAUCAUUCUCUGAUAGGAAAAUAACAGUAGAAGCUUCAAACAAUUCUAGUACAGUCACACCUCUGCUUGGAUAAUGCUUUGUUUUACAGAGCCCAUCAAGGUACUAGGGACCGUGAAAGUUUCUAAGAGAUGCAAAAACCUUAAAAUGGAAGCACUUUAGAGGAGACAUAUUUUCACUUUUCCUAAUACAUGUCAUCAGCGACAGGUAUGAUAGUGUUUAUAUAGGUGACACGGGUGACUGGAAAAAUACUGUAAAUAAAAUUUUUUAUAAAGAAAUGUAAACACUGAGCAAGCAGCCAAUCAUGAAGUAAUGUUAUAGAGCCAAUAUUCAUUCCUUAUUUUUAUCCAGGGAUAUCCACAUCUUACUGCCUUAAACUUAUCCUGAGACCCACCCUGGUCCCUGAGAACACAUUCUCUCAUGCCUCCUAUCUUUCUAUACACUGUUCCAUUUGCCUUUCCUCCUUUGAGGCAUUGGAACUUUCAACUGUCAGCCAAAUCCUGCUUCCUCUGUGUAGCCUUCUUGACAUUUCUUGCCUACUCCUAUGCUCCCCCCACCCACAGCACGGGGUGCAUACUUCCAUCCUGGCAUUUUCCACCGUCUCCUAGUGUUUGUUUUCCUUACUUGACAAUGAGCACCUUGAGGACAGGGACAGUCUUUGAUUCCUCAUUAUAUCCUCAAUAAAUGUUUGUUGAACUA